This is a messenger RNA of Aphidius gifuensis, 894 nucleotides long. RefSeq names its product pancreatic triacylglycerol lipase-like. The annotation marks the transcript as partial. Gene Ontology annotation, biological process: lipid metabolic process. The record is from RefSeq and is a predicted model, not a curated record. The transcript is spliced from 3 exons. NCBI's taxonomy places the organism in Eukaryota, Metazoa, Arthropoda, Insecta, Hymenoptera, Braconidae. Gene Ontology annotation, molecular function: lipase activity.
UUUAAAGGCCUAUCAAAAGCUAGUCAUGUUAUAAAUGAAAUUGAGGAAAUAAAUUUAAUUAAAUUAAAUUUGUACACACGGAAAAAUCCAAACAAUAGUUACAUCCUAAAAUUUGAUGAUAAAGAAAAUUUAAAUAACUCACCACUGAAUCCAAUUGAUUCAACAAAAAUUAUAAUUCAUGGCUGGAAAGAUUCAUCAAAUUGUUCUGAAUGUUAUUGGAUGAAUAAUUUUCGUGAUAAUUAUUUAUUAGUUGGAAAUUAUAAUGUUAUUUUAAUUGAUUGGUCAUCAAUAUCAAAAGAAAAAUAUUUUAAAGCUGUUAAUGCAUCAUACUCGAUUGGAUAUAAAGUUGCUGAAUUUAUUGAUUUUUUUAAAAUAAUAAAAAAUAUAUCACUCAAUGAUGUUCACAUUCUUGGACACAGCCUUGGUGCACAUAUUGCUGGUUAUGCUGGUUAUUUUUUAAAUGGUAAAAUUGGUAGAAUAACAGCCAUGGAUCCAGCAGCACCAUUUUUUGAAUAUCCAAAAAUAAUGAAUGGUGUUGAACGUUAUCAUGCAAAAUUUGUUGAUGUUAUACAUACUUGUGGUGGUCCAUUAUCACCUGGUUAUAAAGCUGAAAUUGGUCAUUGUGAUUAUUAUCCAAAUGGUGGAAAAUGUAAACAGCCAGGUUGCACUAAAAAAAAUGAUCCAACAUGUAGUCAUCAAAGAGCCUAUCAAUAUAUGAUUGAAUCAAUCAUAAAUCCACAUGGUUUUUUAGCAAUUAAAUGUGAUAAAUGGAAAAAUUAUAAAAAAGGAAAAUGUAAUAGUAAAAUUGCUGUUUUUAUGGGAGAAAAUGUAAGCCAAAAAAUAAGAGGACAAUUUUAUUUAGAAACAAAUAAUGCUACACCAUUUGGAAAAGGA